AUGGGUAAUGGACUUGGAAUUGGCACAGUUGGGUCUUAUAGUGGAGGUUGGUAUGAUCUGUACUCCCAAAAGUGCUGUCUUUGUGAAAACGGCUCUCAUAAGGUUUCUUCACAUGAGCCUGGUUGACUGCCCUGGCUCGGUUUUCGGGGUCUCACCUUACUCUAAAUCCUUAGUAAAAUUUUCAUCGUGUUCAUGUGAAGGGUGGGAUCUCCGUAAGGGGGCUGGAAAUUUUGCCAAAUGAACACUUCAGUCCAGUUACCAGGAUGAAAGCAGGAUUAAUUCUGGUUGCCCUGGAUGGCAUUGUCUCGCAUUGCCUGCUGUAUUUUCCACAUCAAAAGCAUCCCAUUUAACUGCAAUGAUACAGAUAUAAGAGUUGCCAAAGCGAUGAUAGGCACAAAAGUUAUAACUUUGUGUUUAGCUAGCGAAGUUUGCUUUGUUUCUCGAAUUUCGCGCCAGAACUCGUUCCAGGAUCUUCUGCCUUUUCCCAUCUUUGAAACCAGUCUGAAAUUUCUUAUGUGAACCCAUGGCAAAAUUGGUCCUGGUAACCCCGCCAACCCAGUCAACUGGGUGCAUGUGAAGAGGCCUUUUAUCUUUUUUAAAUUUAUUAGUAUUGACAGAGAACAGUAUGAAAUUUUUCCCUUUUUAAUUGAAUCAAUGCCCUGUAACACAGAGAGUGGUCACAAGAAUUAACGAUAUGACAUCACAGGACAAAUUAAAUUGAUACUUAAACCAAUAAUAAGUCUACGCUAUUUUUAUAGAAAAAUGGAAAGGCAGAGGACCAGGGUGAAAAGAAAAAGGAGUUUUUAAAACUUGCCUGCCCUUUUUGGCCAGUUGUAACUAGCAUUUACUGGCCUGAAAGUCCUUUUAACUAGGUUGGGGAAGAACUUUUUGAUUAAUGAUUAAUUUAUUAGCUGUUUUUUGCAUGCUGCAGGACAAAAAGUUCUUGUGGAGGACUCAACAUUUUGCUGCCAGGGCAUACAAUGUUUUGGGCUUGUUUUUUGUUAACAACUAGCUGCCAGUAUCAAUAUAUCAAAGACCAAAAUCCUUCCUGACAUGUUUACCCUUUCUGAACCAGUCAACUCUCAUGCAUUAUGCAGGGCACUGAUCUCAUGAAACAAGAACAAUUUCUCAUACCUGACUCACAAAUCUGGAUGAAUGCUUCUUGAGCUCGUGAUUUACAACAAAAAUACAAUUCAAUUUGGCAAAAAAUAUUCCAAAAAGGUGCUUGAUGUUGACUUUGUGUUCUAAUAGUAUCACAACAUGCAAAAUUUUUGCUUUUGAAAUAGCUUCAAAAAUGCUCAAAAGUUGGACAUCUUUGAACAUUUUCAGCAAUGUGUGAGGGUCCUCGGAAAAUCUUUAAAAUGUUCAGAAAAAAUUUGUUUGCUGGAAGUUGUUGGGAUUAUUUCAUAAAUUCAGGUCAUCACAAGAACAAAUCUCACACUGUUGGGUCAGAAAAAGUUGGCAGGUAUACCUUUCUACCAACUAAUUUUUCUUUAUCGUUCUUUAGCAGGGGGCAUUCUAGGUGCUUCGCCUUAUGCGCUUGGAGGUAUCCCAAGUGGGAUGCCAGUAGUCAGUGCUGUCCCAAAUGCAACAUCCCUUGAAGGAAACUCCAGUCACUAUGUUACAAACAGAUAUGUUGUUGGAAAUCAAGCAGCCAUUGUUCAUGGCUACAGUGGAACUAGCUGUGGAGAAUACAUUAGCAGUAAAGGUGCUUAUCAUUCAAUGGUGUACUCGCGGUGA
This is a messenger RNA of Porites evermanni, 1740 nucleotides long. The record is from the annotation of a GenBank genome assembly. NCBI's taxonomy places the organism in Eukaryota, Metazoa, Cnidaria, Anthozoa, Scleractinia, Poritidae.